UUCCAGAUCGAAAGAAACGAAUCGUGGAAGAAGAAGAACACGAAGAAGGAAAAUAUCGAAGAAUCAAAUCGGAAAGGUAGAAGAAGAAUCGAGUCGGAAAAAAUGGAAAACAAGAGUAACAACACCGAGUCCGAUGUCAACGCUAAAUGGGACGCAUGUUUCGAUCUCACUGCUCGUCGUUUCGUCUACUCUUCCCUCGGCGGCGCUUUCGCCGGUCUUCUCUUCUUCAGGAGUCCGGUUACAAGAUGGGCUUCGAUUGCGUUUGGUGCUGGAAUUGGUAUUGGCUCUGCAUACACAGAUUGUUCUCGUGUUUUUGACGCAUCGUCUUCAACUUCAGCCACUCUAUUAGCUCCCAGGAGUUCAACAGAGGCUCCUGUACCUCAGGCAACAGAAGAGUAAAGACAACAGAGGAAGCUCGAAGGUAAAAAACCCAAACAUUGAUAGGGUUUUACGAAAUGGUUGUUAAUCUUGCAGGACAAGGCUUUUGAGAUAUAUGCCAUUGUUAAAAAACCUUUUACUUCUCAGUGAGUUUUGUACACUGAUGUCAAAAAUGUUAUUGACCCACUCAUUUUCUUUCUUCUUGGGGGAAAAAAAGUUAUUAUUAUGUUCUUCUCUAUUAGAAAGAAACACAGAGUAAUAAGUCCUCCGGUUUGAUUUUGUUU
Messenger RNA from Camelina sativa (false flax), 662 nucleotides. RefSeq names its product MICOS complex subunit MIC10. Gene Ontology annotation, cellular component: mitochondrion; mitochondrial inner membrane; MICOS complex. NCBI's taxonomy places the organism in Eukaryota, Viridiplantae, Streptophyta, Magnoliopsida, Brassicales, Brassicaceae. The record is from RefSeq and is a predicted model, not a curated record.